GGCGGCGGCGCGGGCUAAGUGCGGCCGCGCGGGAGUCCGCGGCUGGCGCGGCCGGAGCGGGGACCCGGCGGCUCGCAGGCAGCGGCCGAGGCGGGGCGGGCCGGCCCGGGGCGGAGGGCCGGGGGGCCGAGGCCGCAGGGCCGAGGCGGGCGGCGGCCGAGGCGGCUCCGGCCAGGGCCGGGCCGGGGGCCGGGGGGCGGCGGCGGGCAGGCGGCCGCGGCGGCCGGGGCCGGGACGAUGACUCUGGAGUCCAUGAUGGCGUGUUGCCUGAGCGAUGAGGUGAAGGAGUCCAAGCGGAUCAACGCCGAGAUCGAGAAGCAGCUGCGGCGGGACAAGCGCGACGCCCGGCGCGAGCUCAAGCUGCUGCUCCUCGGCACGGGCGAGAGCGGGAAGAGCACCUUCAUCAAACAGAUGCGCAUCAUCCACGGUGCCGGCUACUCUGAGGAGGACAAGCGCGGCUUCACCAAGCUCGUCUACCAGAACAUCUUCACUGCCAUGCAGGCCAUGAUCCGUGCCAUGGAGACGCUCAAGAUCCUCUACAAGUACGAGCAGAACAAGGCCAAUGCGCUCCUGAUCCGGGAGGUGGACGUGGAAAAGGUGACCACGUUUGAGCAUCAGUACGUCAGCGCCAUCAAGACCCUGUGGGACGACCCCGGCAUCCAGGAGUGCUACGACCGCAGGCGCGAGUACCAGCUCUCCGACUCCGCCAAGUACUACCUGACCGACGUGGACCGGAUUGCCACCUCGGGCUACCUGCCCACCCAGCAGGACGUGCUGCGGGUCCGCGUGCCCACCACCGGCAUCAUCGAGUACCCUUUCGACCUGGAGAACAUCAUCUUCAGGAUGGUGGACGUGGGGGGACAGCGGUCAGAGCGGAGGAAGUGGAUCCACUGCUUCGAGAACGUCACGUCCAUCAUGUUUCUCGUCGCCCUCAGUGAAUACGACCAAGUCCUGGUGGAGUCGGACAACGAGAACCGGAUGGAGGAGAGCAAAGCCCUGUUCCGGACCAUCAUCACCUACCCCUGGUUCCAGAACUCCUCUGUCAUCCUCUUCCUCAACAAGAAGGACCUGCUGGAGGACAAGAUCCUCUACUCACACCUGGUGGACUACUUCCCCGAGUUUGACGGGCCCCAGCGGGACGCCCAGGCGGCGCGGGAGUUCAUCCUGAAGAUGUUCGUGGACCUGAACCCCGACAGCGACAAGAUCAUCUACUCGCACUUCACGUGCGCCACCGAUACGGAGAACAUCCGCUUCGUGUUCGCGGCCGUGAAGGACACCAUCCUACAGCUUAACCUCAAGGAGUACAACCUGGUCUGACAGCGCCGGCGGGGCCUCUGCCCGCGGGAGGAGGUUUUUUUUUUUCGUACUUUUAACAAAUGGUUUUUAUUUCACAGUUAUCAGGGGAUGCACAUCUUUCCGUACACUUCGUGCAUCUUCUCACCUUUUGUCAGCGGCAAAGGCGGCCUUUUUCUGGCCUUGACUUAUGGCUCGCUUUUUUCUAAAAAAAAAAAAAAA
This is a messenger RNA of Cebus imitator (Panamanian white-faced capuchin), 1515 nucleotides long. RefSeq names its product G protein subunit alpha 11 (gene GNA11). The coding region runs from base 238 to 1317 and encodes 359 amino acids. Lineage: Eukaryota; Metazoa; Chordata; Mammalia; Primates; Cebidae. Gene Ontology annotation, cellular component: heterotrimeric G-protein complex. Gene Ontology annotation, molecular function: guanyl nucleotide binding; GTPase activity; G protein-coupled receptor binding. Gene Ontology annotation, biological process: action potential; adenylate cyclase-modulating G protein-coupled receptor signaling pathway; phospholipase C-activating dopamine receptor signaling pathway. The record is from RefSeq and is a predicted model, not a curated record. The transcript has 8 exons.